AUGCGUUCUAUAAUUCUGGUGCUUCUGCUCUCAUCGUUUAGUUUUUGUGCAGAAGUUGACAUCCACAAGCUGUUCGAGAUUUUCAGUGGAUUGACCAAGGACGAGGCCACGAAAUUAGAUGAGAUUAUGCUUCAUUCUACAGAUUACAAUGGCAGGAUCGACCAGGUCAAAUACAAGAAGCCUUCGAAGGAAAACAAAUUGCGCGCGAAGGUAAACAGCAGAGCAGCUUAUGAAUUUGUAGAAGGGGCGCUCCAAUACGGUCGACGAAUCAGACGGGGCGAGAUGAACAUGAAGAUGAUGGAUGGCAUCCGAAAAGUAGUUCUUUCAUCACCUCCACACCGUUUGAGUCCAUAUGGAUAUAUGUUUACUUCCAGAUUGAAGGAACAUUGGUUUCGCCUACCGCUAAAC
Ostertagia ostertagi is the source of this 408-nucleotide messenger RNA. The record is from the annotation of a GenBank genome assembly. NCBI's taxonomy places the organism in Eukaryota, Metazoa, Nematoda, Chromadorea, Rhabditida, Trichostrongylidae.